Molecule: messenger RNA, 3679 nt
Organism: Brassica rapa (field mustard)
Lineage: Eukaryota; Viridiplantae; Streptophyta; Magnoliopsida; Brassicales; Brassicaceae
Product: two-component response regulator ARR14
Biological process (GO): phosphorelay signal transduction system; cytokinin-activated signaling pathway
Molecular function (GO): DNA binding
Source: RefSeq, a predicted model, not a curated record
AUCCAAAUCCUACGGUUUUUAUAAAAUUAUAUCCAUUCAGUUUAUAUGGUAUAUACCAAAACCAAACCAUAUUGUCUAUUUUGGUUCGGUUCGGUUCGGUACGGUUCGGUUUUACCAUAUUGAACAGCCCUAAGCAAAUCCUAAUUUUAUAUCCUCAUACUUAUUUUCAACUUAUCUAUAUAUUGUAUGUAUCAAUGAAAUUUAUGUUUUGUUAACAAUCUAUGACAUUUAUGUUGCUUGAAAAAUCACGAAGCUGAAUAAAAAGAGCUUUAUGCAUUAUAACUUUUGCCUUCAAAUUGGCUUUAAACUUAAAACAAAGUAUUAUAAAUAUUCCAAAAUUAAAAAUAAACAAGAAAGUAAAAGCAGAACAGUAUGAAAGCCCUAGAAAAUAUCAUAUAAUACUCGAUUAUAAAUACAGUGUUAUAGGGAAUCUCCAAAUCAAAAUUCUGUUACUAAAACACGUUUUUGGGGUCCACUUUCACUUGUUUUUUUUUUCUUUACAAAUUAGAAAUGUUAAAUAAAAGUUUGAGAUAAAUAUCAGAAUUUUAUUGUUUUAAAGGGGGUAAGCAAAACAUCUUUUGCGGAUUUACAUGACUACAUCAUAAAAACACGCAGCUUUUUCCUGUAGCCGUCAAUAAGGAUGCUUCAGAAAUGGAAACCUAGUGGUGACGAAAGUGGUGGUCCAGAUAGAGAUUUACCAAACUCUCGCGAUAUGUUUUCUGGCAACUUUCCUGAGGGUUUGCGGGUGCUAUUGUUUGAUGAAGAUCGAAUAUAUCUUCAAAUAUUGGAGAAACAUCUCGAAGAGUUUCAAUACGAAGUGACUACAUGCCACGAAGAGGAAAGAGCUACGUAUCUACUCUGCAACCAUAGAAAUAUGUUCGACAUUGCUAUAAUCGAAGCACACAAUCUAGAGGGGAAAAUAUUCCGGUUAAUCUCGGAAAUUCGAUCUGAAAUAGAUAUUCCAAUCAUUAUAACAUCCCAAGACGAUUCAAGAGAAUCUGUGACCAAAUGGAUGAGGAACGGUGCAUGUGACUAUCUCAUAAAACCGAUAAGACCAGAAGAUCUACGUUUGAUUUAUAAAUACUUGGUAAAGAAGAUGGAACUAAGGGGUAUCACGGUUGCCGAAGAGGCAGAAGAGAAAGCAGCAGCUGAGAAGUCAUCCUCUGUGGGAGAUUCCACCAUAAGAAGCCCUAACAGGAGAAAAAGAAACAUGUUACAAACAGACGAGGAUCCAGAUCAUAAUCGUGAUUCCGCCACCAAGAAAAGGCGAGUGGUGUGGGAUGAUUAUCUUAACGGCAAGUUUUUGGAUGCAGUGAAUUCCCUUGGCAACAAUGAUGUUGUUCCCAAGAAAAUUUUGGAGAGGAUGAAUGUUAGUAGCCUCACCCGAGAAAACGUAGCCAGCCAUCUCCAGAAAUUCCGGAUGGGUCUGAAGAAGAAGAAUGACAAAAACAAAAGCGACGAGAGAAGUCUACCGUUAAUUACUCCACAAGAACGAGGAAUGUCUAGUGGAGAAAUAUCAAACGAGCUCUACAGAGGACUAAAUGUCCAGUUUCCAACACAUCAUGUCAACAACAUUCCUCAACCGUCUUAUUUUCAACAGCACAACACAAACCUUAAUCUCAUGACGCAACGCGUGUCAUCACCUCCUGGAAAUCAUUAUGAUAGACUCUCUGUUGCGUCUUCCAGUAAAAAUCUAGUGACGACUCACCAACAUCACACUUCUCAUCAAAUCUCAGAGUUCCCAUGCAAUGAUCAGAGCAUAGAAGAAAGAUUGGUUUAUUACGAGGAGGACGAGGACGAUGGAGUUAGGAACUUGAUCACUGACUGGUUCACGCAAAUCCCGGACCAGAUAAAUCUGUUCCCCUUAGAGGAGUCGGUGAUAGCGACUACAAUGCGUUUCAACGAUGAUCAGGUGUCAGCCAAUCAACAAGAGCCGAUGUACGUUCAUGAGCCAUCCAUGAUGCAUAUACCUUCACUUCCUUCAUCUCUCACACAUAAUCCCUUUCUUGAUCAGAAAGAAAAUAUACAAUUGGUGGAUUUACCUCGACAACAAUUAUUCCAUGAACAGCAACAUGCUAACCUAGCAAAUGAGAAUAGGUUUCCUGAAACUAAUCCAGGAACGGGAUCUGCAAGAAUGGAUAAGAUGGAUCAAGACACGGACCAAGCAUGAAAACGACUUACAAAUAAGGAAAUGAAGUCCGACAUUAUAGUUUAUUAUUGAUAUUAUAUAUUACUUUUAGAGUUUAGAGUUCUAUAUACAUUCCAGCUGAUGCCUUGCUUUCUCUUCUUCUUUUUUGUAGUUGCUUGUGUAGCUUGCCUUUUUCUAGCGUUUUAUAUACUUUUCUAGGGUUUAGAAUUUUAUAUACAUUCUAGUUGAUUCCUUUUUUUCUAGGGAUUGCUUGUGAUGCGUGUCAACAAUCAGUUUGCUUUAUUUACAUUUGAAUAAUAACUUGUUUUUUUGUCAGUGGUUUCAGUAUUUAACUAACAUAUGGUCGUGGUAAGCUCAUACCUUUUAAAUGUAGUCACCAAACUCUUUUCUUUUUGAUUAAAUUUGCCCAUUCCAUUCUUUGCAUCUGUCGAAAAUAUAAAUUAAAGAUAAAACAGUAUAAGCAAAAGAUAAACGACCAAAACAAACCAAAUAUGCGAUUUUUUGUGCGACUGAUCUUAAAAACACACUCUGGGCGGGAUCUUUGCCGUAAAGUGAACAAACAACUCUUAAUAAAAUUAUAAAGGCCUGAGAUAUCACAACCUUUCUUUGAUUUCCUCCGCAAUCCAAGAACUACAUUCAUUCAACAACUGACCCUAAAAUUCUACUACAAAUAUAACCAAAACAAAAGAGACGUACAUAUAUAAUUUGAAAAUACCAAACUACGUACUAACAAAAAAGAAGGGAAAACGGUACCGAUGCCAUUGUUUGCAUUCAACUUAAAGAAAAACAAAAGGUAUCUAUUCGACCAAAUAUAAUUAAAUUCCCAUAUUUUCUUUCAGUAAAAACAAUCUCAAACGUGAUCCAAAUCUAAAUCGACACAAAGAAGUUUUGACAUAAACCGUUCAUCGAUUAUACCAUAUAAAACAUUUCGUGUACACAUAUGGUCAUUGAGUUCCAGCAUGUUGCUUUAUCCGUGAUGAGAUCGCCAAAAUUUUAUUAAAGAAAUGCUUGCUCAUCUCCACGGUUAAUCGCAACGCUACAACAAACCUACAUACUAUAAUACUAAUCAAACCCAAAUAUUGAUAUAUGGUGUAAGCAAAGUGGAAAAUGAUUAAUAGGUAUCUCAAAUGUCCGUGAAUAUUUUUACAAUUUCGUCCAUUUUAGACCCAAAUUUGAAAAGAGAAUCAAAGUCUAGGAAAACGAGUAAUUAAAUGCAAAAGUAAGGUAACUAAUUACCAACCCGUGCAGUGGUGAUAUUUCAUCUUAAAAAUCUGCUCAUUGAGUUUGGGUUUGCUGCCUUAUCCGUGGUGAUUUUUUUAUCGAAAUGUGUUCAUCUCCAUAUAUAAUCAGACGCACGCUACAACAAACCCAAAUGAAAUAUUAAUAAAUGAAAUGGCUUUCUACCCCCAACCUAAAAAAUUGUUCAUAAAUAACAAAUGAAAAAUCACAAAUGUAGUAACUGAAAAUACUCAAGUUCGUCAACUUCACACCCAAAUUGAAAAGAGAACUUACCAAACAUAAAAAAAAAAA